UUUGACACUAGCUGUCAACAGUGGGCCAUGUGUUGAAUAAAAUUUACGUAAACAAAUUAAUAAAAACAUCAAUUUUAGCCUGAUUGCACACAGUGAAACUAUUUAACAUUAAACAUGGAGACAGACAAUAUCAAUGUGAACGAUUUUCUUCCCGCUAAGAACCCUAUUAAGCUGAAAAAUGUGAAGAGAAGGGCGGUUUCCGAGUCGGGAGACACCAUGGAGGUGGAAGAACACAACGGCAUCCAGGGCAAGGCUAAACACACUCGUCCAAGGGCUAAGAGGUCUAAGAAGAAUGCUGAGCCCAACGAGAGCAAGGUCAACAUGAGGAAAAUACCAGUUCCCGCACACAGAUACACACCUUUAAAAGAGAGCUGGUUAAAGAUAUUCACGCCAAUAGUGGAACACCUUCUGCUGCAAGUACGCUUCAACACAAAAACUCGUAACGUCGAGAUCAAAGUCGGACCUGAAACUAAAGAUAUAGCUAACUUACAAAAGGCUGCAGACUUCAUCAAGGCUUUCAUCUAUGGCUUUGAAGUAGAAGAUGCACUAGCCCUCCUCAGAUUGGACGAUCUAUUUGUUGAAUCAUUUGAGAUCAAAGAUGUCAAGACACUGAACGGUGACCACUUAGGAAGAGCCAUUGGCCGUCUAGCAGGAAAGGCAGGGAGGACAAAAUUCACAAUUGAAAAUGUAACAAAAACCCGAAUAGUCCUGGCUGAUUCUAAAAUCCACAUUUUAGGCAGCUACCAGAAUAUUGCCUUGGCUAGAAGAGCCAUUUGUAACCUGAUCAUGGGGUCGCCUCCUUCAAAAGUUUACGGAAACCUGCGGAAUGUUGCCAACAGAGUCGCUGAGAGAUUUUAGUCUAAUAAAGUAUUUAUGGUUCACA
Molecule: messenger RNA, 883 nt
Organism: Plutella xylostella (diamondback moth)
Lineage: Eukaryota; Metazoa; Arthropoda; Insecta; Lepidoptera; Plutellidae
Product: RNA-binding protein pno1
Cellular component (GO): nucleus
Molecular function (GO): RNA binding
Source: RefSeq, a predicted model, not a curated record